This is a messenger RNA of Frankliniella occidentalis (western flower thrips), 2243 nucleotides long. RefSeq lists its product as uncharacterized. Lineage: Eukaryota; Metazoa; Arthropoda; Insecta; Thysanoptera; Thripidae. Gene Ontology annotation, molecular function: protein binding. The transcript is spliced from 2 exons. The coding region runs from base 93 to 1196 and encodes 367 amino acids. The record is from RefSeq and is a predicted model, not a curated record.
CUGCUGCUCGCGGCGUACUGUCAGAACACACUACCUGCGAUUGGUCGGCGGACAUCUCGGCCGAUGUCGUACUACUAGGAGAUGACCGGGUCAUGGAUCACCUACCGGAUGACGUGCUGCUCAUGGCGAUGCAGUACCUCGACGUGCCCGACCUCCUGGCCUGCCGCAUCGUGUGCAAGCGUCUCGGGGACCUUGCUCUGCACCCGGAUGUGUGGCGACGCCGGCGUCUCUCCCACACGGACCCGUGGGUGUGUCCGGCGCUGCGACUGGCGCCGUGCCUGGGUGAGGUGCACCUCAAGCUACCGGCCGCGGGGCGCCACUCGUUGUACACGGCGACCAGGUGCGCCGUUGCCGCGCUCAGGCUGACGGCCCUGGUGGUCCGCGGACAGGAGGCCCUCGGUCGGCUCAAGCGGCUCCACCUGGACCUCGGUUUCUACGGGCGCUUAGACCCCUCCGUCUCGGUCCUGCUCGCGACGGUGGCGUCCUCGGCCGGUCUGCAGACGCUCGUGGUCCCGGUAGCCCCGCACUGCGCAGCCUUCAUAGCCAGCCUCCACGUAUCGACGGCAUCGGCGCACGCGUCGUCGCUGCAGCACUUCCGCUGCGGACUCGGGCGGCACCUGGAGCCCUUCAUCAACUGCAUGCUGACGGUGCACACCUCGACCCUCCGGGUGGUCGAGCUCGUCAACCCCGACUUCAUCGCUCCGCGCUCGGCGGCCACGGCGCCCCUGCUCGCCGGCGUGACGAACCUCUGCAAGCUGGAGUGUGGCCUGGUCCCGGGGCUGCAGGCCGCGUUGGCGUGCGGGUCGCUCAGCGAGGUCACCCUCUGGGUCAGAGGGGAGAUGCCAGACUACGUCGCGGACGCCAAAAUGUUCCUGCGCGGCGCCCACCAGCUGCGCGCCCUGCAGUACCGGGACGUGGUGAAUGCGCCCGCCAACGUCGGCCUCAGCUUGGUCCUGGCCCUGACAGGACAGCCCGACCGGUCUCAGUUAGCGUCACUAGUGGUCGACAACGAUGGUGACUUCGAGGACUCUCAGUUGGAGCCGUUGUACGAAGCUUUACCCUCACUGCCAGCCCUGCGCCAUAUAGAGAUGAACGGAGAGGUGUACGUACGGGGUCAUGCCAAACCGCAUUACCCGAGAGAGGGCGCCGUCCCUGCGGACUCUCAGGCUGCUGCCAGCCAUGGGGCGGCGCCCUAGUUGCACCCACGGCUGUCUGCAUUCCCCCAGCGUCAAGUUAUUCCUGCAGAGGAACGACCCUGCGCUCGAGCUGCACCUCUACGCGCCCUACUACUGCGAAACCACUAACCCAUGCUUUCACUGCCACAAGCGUUGCCAUCGGGAACUUCCGGAUGACGUUUGGGAGAAGGAGAGUACAAACCUCCCCUAUGCGAAGCUCCCGGGGUACCUAUGGAACAAUGUCAAUCGACUUAUACAAUCAGGAAACAGUUCAGUUGAUUUAGUGUCUGAUGCUUUACCGGAAUUUAUCUCUUGACUCUGAUGAUACCUUAAAAACUUUUGACUAAACAUAAAGAAUAUAUAAGUAACUUUAAGGUGUCAGCUAGCUUUUACUCUCGAUAAGGACAGAGAACCAAGCGCAUGACAUCACCCAAAUGUAUAGGGGGCGAGAAGAUGUCCGCUGGUCGCGCCCGCCGUUCCCAACAAUAAGUAGCCAACAAUACUGAGCCGCACGGAUGCCGGCCGCUCUGUCCGCCGCCCCCUAUCUCAUCCACUAUGCCAUGCCGCUAGUCCGGCGAAUUGCAGGACAGCAAGUAACAAACAGCCAUAAACAAAUGACAGCAAAAUAUGAGAGAAAAUUAGGACAAGGACAUAUCCUUAAAUUUGUAUCAUUUGCUUUCACGAUACGUCCCUCGACGUAGCCUUUUUUCAUAUUCAAUAUCGGUAAAUAGGUGAAGCUCGGCGCCUGCGAUGCUCAGGGUAGGCCAGCCCGCAGUACACCCAUGCACUGCAAGCGAUAUGUUGCCUACGUAAGAGGCGCUAUGAGAGCUUGCUUAGACAAACUUUGCAGGUUCGUAACUUAACGGCGAAUGACAGACGUACUCUGUGGAUAAUCCUUAAACUGCCUAUUACGGCCACCCUGGGCGCUUCGGUCAAUAGAGUAGUGUAGACUACGGUUUCAACUACAGUUGAAACUACAUUUUGAGAGUGGUCGUCAAAAAAUGUGUAAUCUGAAAACGAUGUAAUCUGAGGACUCUGCGACAUUAGAUACUUUUCACACAUUGUCAA